Suillus clintonianus is the source of this 1054-nucleotide messenger RNA. RefSeq lists its product as uncharacterized. NCBI's taxonomy places the organism in Eukaryota, Fungi, Basidiomycota, Agaricomycetes, Boletales, Suillaceae. Bases 131 to 925 code for a protein of 264 amino acids. The transcript has 5 exons. The record is from RefSeq and is a predicted model, not a curated record.
GACCUUCUUCACUGCCUCGCUGUUCGUUGCAGUUUUGCUUUCAACGCUCGCAGAUUCAUGCAGAUCAUUGCACAGUACUGACGAAUAACCUUUGAACAGGACCUUGAAAAGCGACUACCUAGAUGACCUGAUGCCAUCGUCGGAACCAUCCACUGAUGACAGUGAUGUCGUUGUUGAGCACACACUCAUCCAAUCUUCUGCCGCUGCUUUCUCGGCCAACCCACGCACACUUGCAGAUGUGCGUGAGGAGGUUGCCCAGAGUCUCGCACUCCGUAUGAUUACCAAAGCCCGCACCGUCGACGGUGUCCGCAUCGGUGUUCACUUCACGUUCUCGAAAAAAGACGAUGGUCGUUUUCUUCGACUUGUCACUUCCCAUAUCCCCACCACUGGUGCUUCUCCAACCAGUCGCGGGGCACGCAGUAGCACCCGGACUUCAAACGCACUCGUCAUCUGUGGGUCAGAUGAAGAUGAUGUGCAGCGUGCUGUACUCCUCGCAUCCUCUAAAUUUUUGGGACGUGUUGAUGCAGUUCAAAACACGGGCACUCUCCUCGCUGCCUCUGUACGGCACAUUGGCUCGUCUUAUGAUGAUGCUGCCUUGUGGGACUUACUGUCCAAGUCUCUCGAGCAAAUGACUCCACGACAAGCCUAUGGUGCCCUUCACGACCCCACAUACCCAAUGCCAGUCUUCCUUGUGGAUAUUGGUCCAGCUUCCCCGUGUGCUCGUGAAGGCGGGAUCCACGGAUCUCUCAUCAUCGAGCGAAGCGAGGGGUACACCAGCUCUUGGGCUGCAGCAUCCCUGUACGAGCUUGGGUUGCUCAAUGCGACUGAUAUAGUGGGUGGCCCUCCGUCUACCAUCAGUGAUGAAGAAAGCUAUCAACUCAGUCAACCAUCGUUUGAUUCUGAUGAUGUGAUUGACGGUGUAUGACUAGGUCCGACAUUUCAGUAUGUAUUAUUAACGCACUUUACGCACAGUGAUACGGAGGUCAAUCACGACUGGUUGCUACAAAUAAAAUAUAAUUGAUGUGUAAACGUUCGUUGGCGUGAUGAAGAGAGG